AUGGAGACAACAAGCGAAUUUUCAAUUCGCAACCUUCUUCGCUCGGAAUCCUGGUCGAAAUUGCUUGAAAAUGAGCUCAAAAAACCGUAUAUCGCGAAAAUCGAGAAAUUUUUGAACAACGAAUACGCAAAGGGCAAGCAAAUUUUUCCUCCCAAGAGCGAAAUUUUCACCGUGUUCAAUUUGGUGCCAUUUGAUCAGAUUAGUGUCGUCGUUAUCGGCCAAGAUCCGUACCAUGAUGAUAAUCAAGCCCAUGGAUUAUCGUUUUCUGUUAAAAAGGGAGUCAAACCGCCGCCAUCUUUGAAGAAUAUUUAUAAGGAGCUUGAAGCUGAUAUUGAAGGAUUCAAGCGGCCGGAUCAUGGCUAUUUGGUUGGAUGGGCGAAACAGGGUGUUUUUAUGCUCAAUGCGACGCUGACUGUCAGUGCUCACGAAGCGAAUUCGCAUGCGAAAAUUGGAUGGCAGACAUUCACUGAUGCCGUGAUUUCGUUGAUUUCAAAACAGUCGCAAAAACCAAUCGUUUUCCUUUUAUGGGGAGGAUUUGCACACAAGAAAGAAGAAUUGAUUGAUACGAAGAAGCAUGUUGUGAUCAAGACUGCUCAUCCGUCUCCACUAAGUGCUCGCAAAUGGCAUGGUUGCAAAUGUUUUUCGAAAUGCAACGAAGAGCUCGAAAACAAUGGACGAAAUCCAAUUGAUUGGACGGAUUUGUAA
Molecule: messenger RNA, 705 nt
Organism: Caenorhabditis bovis
Lineage: Eukaryota; Metazoa; Nematoda; Chromadorea; Rhabditida; Rhabditidae
Source: the annotation of a GenBank genome assembly